CCGCCGGCGCCGCUCCCUGAGCGGGACUCGCGGAGCGGCACUGGGCAUGCUCAGUCGCCCGAGCCCGGUCUAGUCUCAAGUAGGAAGCUCGUGCGCUGCACCCGCAGCUGAUCUGGGCGCUCCGGGAGGGCAAGAUCAGAGCAGAGCCGCUAGGCUCUGGAACCGAGGUGAGCGCCGCGCGCACUGCUGGUUGGAGCUGCUGUGGGUGAGCUCUGUGGUCUGGAGCCAAGCAUGCUGUGGUCGGAUCUGCCCAGCCGCGGAAGAGAAACAUUUGCUGGAUGGAAAAUCCAUAAAAGAAAGCUUCUGUGAAAGCCUGAGACAGAGGAUAACUUAAGCAAAAUCAGGUAUCUUUGGGCUGCCUGACUUCCUUGGGUGAUUGCUAUUAAUAAACAAACUCUGUGGGAAAAAGGGAGCUUGCCUUCUGAGCUUUGUACCAAAGACCUGGGAAAAUUACACACCUCUGUCUUUCUUGAGUACUUGGAAACUGCCGAAGCCCCUGCUAAUGUGCUGACUGGUCGCUAUGGGCAGACGGUACCCAGAGGGUCACUGUCGUCCAGGCAGCUCGUGUCUCCUGGACCCUUGCUCAUUUAUGCGAACCAGAAAUUGUACUCGGAGGAAGUGAACUCUGAUGACCUGAAUGAAGGCCACAGAAAUCUUUGUAAAAUGAAACCAAUUGAAUUCUGAAAGGAAUUACUUGGCAUAUUUCAGAGUCACAAGAUAGGAAUGUUAGAUUAUGGACAGAUGAUCCCAGUCUUCCAGAGCAAAGGAAAACUCUCCAAAAAGCUUAAGUUACAUCUUGUAUAUUUGGAACUUGAUACCGAUUUCAGGUUAUAACCUAUUUCCUGCACCACUGGCCGACACUCAGUGAUCCAUGUCAGAAGCACUUCCAGCUGACUCAGGUGUAGACUCCGUGGCAGGGUUUAUGGCCAGCAGCGGAACCACAGAUGUUGCGAAUCGAAACAGCCCAGCCACACCACCAAAUACCCUUAACCUCCGUUCCUCCCACAAUGAACUGUUGAAUGCUGAAAUAAAACACACAGAGACCAAGAACAACACACCUCCCAAAUGCAGGAAAAAAUAUGCACUGACUAACAUCCAGGCAGCCAUGGGCCUCUCGGAUCCAGCGGCCCAGCCCCUGCUGGGAAAUGGCUCUGCCAACAUCAAACUGGUGAAAAAUGGAGAGAACCAGCUCCGAAAGGCUGCAGAACAAGGCCAGCAGGAGGACCCCAACAAAAAUGUCAGCCCCAGUGCAGUCAUAAACAUAACUUCUGAGAAGUUAGAGGGGAAAGAGCCCCAUCCACAGGAUCCCUCGGGCUGUGAAAUUUUACCCUCCCAGCCCAGGAGGACCAAGAGCUUCCUAAAUUACUAUGCAGACCUGGAAACCUCAGCCAGAGGACUCGAGCAGAAUCUAGGCAACCACCAUGGGGUUGUGGAAGAGAAAUCCCAGCCAGCCCAGGGCCAGGCCUCCACCAUCGUUGAGAAUGGGGAUUUGCUGCUGCAGAAACCAAACAAGCCCCAGUCCAGCCCUGAAGGUGGCCAAGUCGCCACAGUGUCGUCCAGUCCAGAGACCAAGAAGGAUCAUCCUAAAACAGGGGCUAAAACUGACUGUGCACUCCACCGGAUCCAAAACCUGGCACCAAGCGACGAGGAGUCAAGCUGGACAACCUUGUCUCAAGACAGCGCCUCCCCUAGCUCCCCGGAUGAAACAGCAGAUGUAUGGAGUGAUCACUCAUUUCAGACUGAUCCAGAUUUGCCACCUGGCUGGAAAAGAAUCAACGACAUCGCUGGGACCUAUUACUGGCACAUACCAACGGGAACGACUCAGUGGGAGCGCCCAGUCUCCAUCCCAGCAGACCUUCAGGGCUCUAGGAAAGGGUCAUUUAGUUCUGUAACGCCAUCUCCCACCCCAGAGAAUGAGAAACAGCCAUGGAGUGAUUUUGCUGUUCUGAAUGGGGGAAAGAUUAAUAGUGACAUUUGGAAGGAUUUGCAUGCAGCAACUGUCAACCCAGACCCCAGUUUAAAAGAGUUUGAAGGAGCAACGCUACGCUAUGCAUCUUUGAAACUCAGAAAUGUCCCGCAUGCUGACGAUGAUGAUUCUUGUAGUAUCAACAGCGACCCAGAAGCCAAGUGUUUUGCCGUGCGCUCCCUGGGGUGGGUGGAGAUGGCAGAGGAGGACCUCGCCCCUGGUAAAAGCAGUGUUGCUGUCAACAACUGCAUCAGGCAGCUUUCUUACUGCAAAAACGACAUCCGAGAUACAGUCGGCAUUUGGGGAGAGGGGAAGGACAUGUACCUGAUCCUGGAGAAUGACAUGCUCAGCCUGGUGGACCCCAUGGACCGUACGGUGCUCCACUCGCAGCCCAUCGUGAGCAUCCGCGUGUGGGGUGUGGGCCGCGACAAUGGCCGGGAUUUUGCUUAUGUAGCAAGAGACAAAGAUACAAGAAUUUUGAAAUGUCAUGUAUUUCGAUGUGACACACCAGCAAAAGCCAUCGCCACAAGUCUCCACGAAAUCUGUUCCAAGAUUAUGGCCGAACGGAAGAAUGCCAAAGCCUUGGCCUGCAGUUCCUUACAGGAAAAGACCAAUGUGAAUCUUGACGUUCCUUUGCAAGUAGAUUUCCCAACACCAAAGACAGAGCUGGUCCAGAAGUUCCACGUGCAGUACUUGGGCAUGUUACCUGUAGAUAAACCAGUUGGAAUGGAUACCCUGAACAGCGCUAUAGAAAGUCUUAUGACCUCAUCCAACAAGGAGGAUUGGCCAUCGGUGAACAUGAAUGUGGCCGAUGCUACUGUGACUGUCAUCAGUGAAAAAAAUGAAGAGGAAAUCCUAGUGGAGUGUCGUGUGCGAUUCCUGUCCUUCAUGGGCGUCGGGAAGGAUGUCCACACAUUUGCCUUCAUCAUGGACACUGGGAACCAGCACUUUGAGUGCCACGUGUUCUGGUGCGAGCCGAAUGCGGGUAAUGUGUCCGAGGCAGUCCAGGCUGCCUGCAUGUUACGAUACCAGAAGUGCUUGGUAGCCAGGCCGCCGUCACAGAAAGUUCGACCACCUCCUCCGCCGGCAGACUCAAUGACUAGAAGAGUCACAACCAAUGUAAAACGAGGGGUCUUAUCCCUCAUUGACACUUUGAAACAGAAACGUCCUGUCACAGAAAUGCCAUAGCUGCAUAUGUUAAAGGAUUCUGUAAUACUUACCUGAAGAUCGAAUAGCUACACUAAGGAAAACAAGCUGACGUCUGGCCUUCCAUUCAGUUGCUGAUGCUUUGUCUUCAGAGAAUUUACCCUUAACGCAGCAGUGUUAGACAAGCAUGUUCUCUCGUCUUGCCACCAUCACGUGAUAUGAAAAGAAGCAUGAGUAAUUGUUUUUGCUGUCCGUAAGUUACACUGCAAGCAGUGGAAGGCCUUUUUUCUUAUUGUAAAUACCGUGAACAUCACUUAAACGUCACGCACAUGCACACGCACACGCACACGCACACACACACGCACACACACACACAGAAGAAUGUGGCCACAGUCCUCCGAGUGAACUGAUGCUGAGUCCUUGGAGUGAAUGAUGCCUGAGUUAGUUUCACUGUCUCCUUGAGCUGCACCUGGCACACGCAACCUCGACGUCCUACAGCACCCUGCCCAGUUUUCAACAUUGGCAUAGACACUGCAUACCAGAUACUAUUGCUUUAAAGUUAGGAUGACGAGGUUUUGUUUUAGUUUUUCAUAAAAUGGAACCUGUGGGUUGACAAAAUUGGGUAUUGGCAUCCAUGUAGAAACCAACUGGCAGCUUUCCUUGACAAGCUCUUUAACACGUGGACACCGUUUCAUAUCUACAGCUGUUUGUAGGAUGUUGGAAAAAAAGCGAAACUUCAAAAUUGAGGAAAAAAGUACUAAAUUUGAGGAAUUAAAUUCAAAGGAAAUAGCCUUCCUAAUCAGAUGAGUUUCAAACUGAUUAUUUAAAAAAAAAAAAAGAAAGAAAUUAACAAAAGCAUAAGGCGUUUCAGGUGGGGAUGUAUUUCAACUUCUGCCUUACAGUGUACAGUGCAGCUAGAGAAUUGUAGGUCACUAUGCCCAUUCUCUACUAAACAACAUUAAAAUGAAAUAGUCCUCAUAAACCUCUCAUCCUUAAGUUUGAAAAUUAGCCAAUAUGCAGUUUGGAGUUGAGGAAAUGUCAUCUGUACUUCGGUUGUACACGAUUAUUUUAGAUAUCCACCACAUUAUUUUUGUUAGACCACCUCCUAUUCUGCUAGGAUUCUGCACUAGCCCAGUCUUAAUACAGUGCAUUUUGCCCAGAAAGCUGUCUGUCCAUCGCAUAUAGUCCAUGGCAACAAAUUUCAUUAAGUUGAACCUUUCUUGAAUUUAUGUAUUUAAUAUUAAAAUUUGUUAUUUUUAAAUUUAUAUGCUUUCCAUUUUAUUUUCAAGAUUUUAAAAUUUCAUAUCAAAGCAAAAUAUACAUAGGAACAAUGGACUAUUUAACAAGUUUCCCCAGUGUAGCACUUUCUUGCUUUUUUCUUUGUAGAUAAACAAUUUAGACUCCUGUUGACAUUGUUGUUUUAAAAGAAAGUUGCUAAGGAGAUCAACUUAAAUAUUAGUCUUCUUGUUCACUUUUAAAUGUCAGUUAGUGUUUUGAAGCAGCCAGUUAUAAAAGUAAUGCUUUACAUUUAUAUACUGCUAUGUACUUGUCAAAAAUGAUUUCCACAUUUUUAUCACAGUUGAGCCUUAUAAGGUAGAGAAGGGACUAAACGCAUUUGAGAAAUGAAACUUAUGAAGUACCAUGAGGCUAAAUCAUUUGGCCCAAGAGCUUACUAAAAUUAGUGAGAACCAGGGUCAGGACCCAAGCUUCCCGACUCCCAGUUCUGACUGUGAUACGCUGCUUCCACAUCAGUCGGGGAGAGCUUUUCCAAAAUGACUCUGGGUAGAUACAAAGAGUAGGUCUAGAAAUACUCAUUGUCAGGCGGUCUUAGGACUCCCUAUAUAAGAGGGGAAAUACGUCCAAAUUAUUCAUGCAAUGGUAUGGCAGUCUUAGGACUCCCUAUAUAAGAGGGGAAAUGUGUCCAAAUUAUUCAUGCAAUGGUAUUACAAAACCAUUGCUCUCAGUCCAGAACAUUUUUCCUACAGUGUGUUUUAGAGGACAGGAUUCUACAUUCAGUACAGCCUGUUCAACCUAUGAGAUUUUCCAGAGAUGAUGUUACUUGUGAUAGAAAUAUUCUUAAUUCAUGGUACUUGGCUGCCAGAGAACAUGAGGGAAUGAAAAGGCGUGCUCCUCCCUGCUGUCCCUGUUCACAAUUCAUUUUCGGGGGGAGCGGGGAGGAGGGGGGCGGUUAACCAGUUGUCAUUCAAGUCAGUUCCAACUCGUGAUGACCCCAUACGUCUCAGAGUAGAACUGUGCUCCACAGGGUUUUCAGUGGCCGAUUUUUCAAAAGUAAAUCCCCAGUCCUUCCUUCUGAGGCACCUCUGAGUGAACAUGAACCUCCAACGUUUUGGUUAGCACCAUCACUUGCACCACCCAGGAAUUGUUUGCGCCUAAAACAAUACCACUUUAGAAAUGCAUUACAUUUCUCAACUUAGACACUCUUCUAUCUGAGAUAACCAAUGCCAUCAUAGAAAACGUUUGCAUUAAGAAAAUCCUGACUGCACCCUUUGAAAAGCUGUUAGAAAUACAGUCAUGCUGAUCUCUCAUCUUGAUUUCCAGAGUGAAAAGUUUUCAUGUGAUAACCUUCAAAAUUCUGAACAAAUAACCCACUUUUAUAUUGGAAAUUUCUACCCCUGUUCAUUUUUUAAGGCAUACAUUUGUUUGUUUUCAGGAUCAAGAAUACUGAGCUAGCUUUAAGUAGCACACUGAUUUAUAUAUGCAAUUAUAGGAUGCAUUAAGAUGAAUGAUAGCCUUUACAUAUUGAAAAUUUUACUGCAGAUAUUUUGUUUGGAAAAUAGCUUUGCAUACUAAAUGCAAAUUUAUUUUGUAAAAUUAGUUAUGUUAAACAGUGUGUUCAGACACUUUCUGCCAUGGCCAAAAAGUAUGUAUGAAAGUAUGUGUGUUUUUGUUUGUGAAAGGAUGCCAGUGUUUUACCCAAUAUUGUAGUGACACUUCAGUUAUCUAUGCAUUCUUUAUAUCUGUGAUUCGGUAAACAGGCAGCCAUGUUCACUAUGCCUUGUAUGUCUUACCAUUUUUUUUAAUUAACCGGUAAAUGCAGCUUAAAAUAUUUUUAUUUUAUUUAUUCUAUUUUUACUGAAAUAUACUGCAUUAUUGUGUUUAUGUAUUAUCUUUACUGGGUAUUAUCUUGCAAUGUAUCCAGGUCUAAGUAAUCCCAGUGAACUUAUAUGUUGCCUAAAAGGUGGUUUUGUAAUGAUCUGUAAUCACAUUUUUAUUGGAAUAUGUAGAAGAAAAGGCAAAAUGUUUAAAGUUCUUUUUAUUUUUUAAAAGCAGCUAGAUAGACGCAGACUUGCCACCUCAUAUAUGUGCUCCUUGACAACGUCAAGGGGACUAGCCAACAUGCCUAUGGCUAAAAACUUUACUUUGCAGACUAAAGCACUGCUUGGUGCUUCAUUUUUAUAUCCUUCACAACACAUGUGACUUCAUCUAACAGAGAGAUACAUGUCCACAUGACCUUGGUUUCCACCUGGAUAUAAGAUCACCCAUAGCUAAUUAGAAACAUUAUUUUUUGUUUAUCUGUCUUAAUGCAUGAAGGGACAUUAAACCCAUUUCCAUUAAAACAAGUUGUUGGUGAUAAA
This is a messenger RNA of Loxodonta africana (African savanna elephant), 6708 nucleotides long. It is a transcript of the gene APBB2, whose product is annotated as amyloid beta precursor protein binding family B member 2. The transcript has 20 exons. Gene Ontology annotation, molecular function: amyloid-beta binding; transcription factor binding. Lineage: Eukaryota; Metazoa; Chordata; Mammalia; Proboscidea; Elephantidae. The record is from RefSeq and is a predicted model, not a curated record. Gene Ontology annotation, biological process: regulation of DNA-templated transcription. Gene Ontology annotation, cellular component: cytoplasm; nucleus. Bases 872 to 3154 code for a protein of 760 amino acids.